Molecule: messenger RNA, 1581 nt
Organism: Monoraphidium neglectum
Lineage: Eukaryota; Viridiplantae; Chlorophyta; Chlorophyceae; Sphaeropleales; Selenastraceae
Exons: 6
Coding region: 1-1581 (526 amino acids)
Source: RefSeq, a predicted model, not a curated record
AUGGGUACUCCCAUCAUCCUGGGUCCCACGCUCUUGCCAUGCUUCCUUUUUGCAUUUGUCAGCAUUUUUAUCUUCCGGAUUCGGCCCGGCAAACACCUCCUGGCCGGCUUGAAUAUCUUCACCCUCGCCUCAUCAGCGUCCGCCGCGCCGACGCAAAUCCCGACGCCCACCCGCGGCGCCGGCCGCGGCGGCGGCGGCGCCGGCGGCAGUGCCAAGAAACGCGCUGCGCCAAAGGCGCAGCAGGUGGUCGACAGCGGCAGCGGCCUGACGCUCAACCUUUCGAGGAUUGGGGAGGGAACCUUGGACCGCCUCGAGUUUUACGAUGCAUUCGAGAUCAUUGCGCACGGCAUGCUGGCGCUCGGCCUGGUGCUAGCAGUGCAGCUCGCCGUUGACCACUUUGACCUGCUGGGGCGCCCGGUCAACCGCUUCACGCUGUCCCACAUGCUGCCGCUGCUCACCCUCUUCAUCCUCUUCUCCCUCCUCAACUCCGAGUUCUUGCACCCGGCAGUCCAGAGCGGCGACCGCAUCGCCGUCGGACUGCUGGGCGCCGCGCUCGCGAUCGCGGCGCUCGCGGCCGUCGGCCUCAGCCCCCAGGGCGCCCUCGCCCUCGACCUGCGGGCCGCAGCCAAGGAACUCUGGGAGGGGUGGCUACCCUCGUAUCUGUCGAACGAGCGCCUCCAGAUCGCGCACGGCGCGAUCUCCAAGGCUCUCGGCGCCGUCGACGCCCCUGUCCUCGCCGCGGGCGCUGCGCUGCUCGGCGGCGCCGCCGGCGGGCUGAUGCUCGGGCCGGCGUGGAGGUACGGGCGGCUGCUGACCGACGCGGUCGCGCCGCGGCCGUGGAUGCUGCAGUAUGCGCGGCUGACGUGGCGGCAGGUGCUGACUGUGCAGCUGGGGCUGGCGCUCAACCUGGCGGUCUGCGGCCUAUGGAUUGGCCCCAUGGCGGAUGCCCUGCUGCUGCCCCCCGCCGCCCUCGACCGCGUGCGCCUCGCGGUGCUGGGCGCCGCGGCGCUGGCCAACCUGCUGUCUGUGCGGCCGUUGGUGCAGUCCUACCUCAACCUCGGCUUCGUCAACUGGUUUGUCAUCCGCCACGCCGCCGGCGCCGACGAGGCGUCCAAGGCGCGCGAGAUCAACCGGCAGUCCAAGAUCACCCUCGUCUUCGCGGGCAAGGUCGCGCUGCAGAUGAUCUUCCUGCCGGCGCUGCAGGCCGCCGCGCUGGGGCUGCUGCUGCUGCACACGCUGCCGAGCGCGGCGGCGCGGCGGGCCGCUGACGAGGCGGCGGCGCGAGCCGCUGAAUUGGCGGCUGUGGGCGGCGGCGGUGGCGGCAGCGGCGCGGCGGAGGCGGCGCCGGACUUGGCGGAUAUCAUCAAGGGCAUGCUGCCCGAGCUCAGCGGCCCGCCGAAGACGCCCGCGGCGGCCGCCGCCGCGGCCGCCGCGGCGGCGUGGGCGGCGCGCCCGAGCGCGCUGUUUGCGGCCGCGGCGGGGUUUCUCGCUUGGUGGCCGACGUGCGUGUGGUGCGCGCUGAGCGCCUUCUCGCUGCUGCUGGUGCGCAGCGGCGUCGUGGCCGGGCACGUCGCGGUGUGA